This is a messenger RNA of Hippocampus comes (tiger tail seahorse), 3141 nucleotides long. RefSeq names its product hepatocyte growth factor-like. NCBI's taxonomy places the organism in Eukaryota, Metazoa, Chordata, Actinopteri, Syngnathiformes, Syngnathidae. The coding region runs from base 252 to 2423 and encodes 723 amino acids. Gene Ontology annotation, molecular function: serine-type endopeptidase activity. Gene Ontology annotation, biological process: proteolysis. The record is from RefSeq and is a predicted model, not a curated record. The transcript is spliced from 18 exons.
AGAACCGGACGUGGCUUUUGCCAGCAUGCACUCCAGUGCGCUUGACGCCCGAUCCAGCCAGGCGCCUGCGGUCGAAAAAAAAAAAGUCUCGUGAAGUGGGCGGGUUGAACUGAGGACGCGCGUGGACGCUACCAGCGAGUUUUUGGGAGGACGUCGGUCACGCAGGACGUCACAUUGAAACAUCCCGAAGUGUGUGUCUUUCAUUCCGCUACAAGCUGCCCACGCACACGCACAUCCCGGCCAAGUGAACCAUGAGAACGCACGUAUGGAUUUACCAGGCGCUGGUGUGCGCGCUGCUCAGCAUGCUGGAUGCAGGUGACUGCCGAAAGAGCCGACAGUCUUUGCAGCGCUACGAAAAGUCCGAAAACCACCUGCUGGUCUGUGCCAAAUGCCCGCAGUCGCCCGUGGUGCGCAACAGUCGCUCGCAGGAACACUGCGCCCGCAAGUGCAAGAAAGUCAAGAAGCACUUCAACUGCAGGGCCUUCAACUUCCACAAACACAACAGGAAAUGCCACUUGCUCCCCUUUGACCGGUUCAGCCACGGCGCGCAGAAGCAGCCCAGCGCCAACUUCACGCUGUACGAAAAGAAAGAUUACAUAAGGGAGUGUGUCAUGGGACCCAAGGACAACUACAGAGGGAGGAGGUCUUGGACCAAGUCGAACAUAACAUGUCAAGCCUGGUCUGAUAAUAACAUCAAUGAACACACGUUUUACCCCGAUAGAUACCCAACGCAGGAUUUGAGGGAGAACUUCUGCCGGAAUCCCAACAACGACCCCGGUGGUCCGUGGUGCUACACCACCGAUCCUAAUGUGCGGGCUGAGGAGUGCGGGGUGCCGCGGUGUUCGGAGGACGUCUGCGUGGCGUGCAACGGCGAGCAAUACCGAGGCAAAGUGGACCAAACCGAGAGCGGCAAGGAGUGCCAGAGAUGGGACUCGACCCGGCCCCACAAGCAUACCUUCCAGCCCAAAAAGUACAAGGACAAAGGCUUGGCGGACAACUACUGUCGCAACCCGGACAAUCGUCUUCGACCGUGGUGCUACACCAUGGAUCCAAAGACUCCCUGGGAAUACUGCAACAUCACCACGUGUGAAUCCGACUCCAGCGGGGAUCCAGAUGUGAACGCGACGACGUGGUGCGUCCGGGGAAAGGGUCAAGACUACCGCGGCACCAUGAACGUAACUCCCGAAGGGGUGACGUGUCAGCGCUGGGACUCGCAGUUCCCCCACCUGCACUUCUUUCUUCCAGACAACUUCAAAUGCAAGGACCUGCGUGACAACUUCUGUCGCAACCCGGAUGGGUCCGAGUACCCCUGGUGCUUCACCAGCGAGCCCAACCAGCGCAGAGCCAACUGCACGCACAUCCCCAGGUGUGGCGUCCAGGCAUCCAAGAAAACCGAGUGUUACGAGGACAACGGGGAGGCAUACCGGGGCACCUUAAGCAUCACUCGCUCCGGGAUUCCUUGCGCCAACUGGUCCCUUCACAUCAACAGCGGGGAUUCUCACUCUACACUAUCCCAUGUAGGGCUGGACAAGAACUACUGCCGCAACCCGGACCGAGACAAACACGGCCCCUGGUGCUACACUGACCCGAACACUCGCCUGGCUUGGGACUACUGCAAACUGAAGCACUGUGAUUCCACGACACCCGUGCCUCCAAACGCGACGCAAACGCCACCUGCUCCGGCCCCAACCGUCCCCAAGAUCUCGUGCUUCGUUCACAUCACCACUCGCAUCGUCGGGGGCCAGCAAGUGCGAGGAACGGAUGGCAGCUGGGUCGUCAGCAUCCAGAGAGAGAAGAUCCAUUUAUGUGGAGGGUCUUUGAUCCGAGAAGAUUGGGUGUUGACGGACCAGCAGUGCUUCACAUCCUGCGUUCCCGACCUGAGGGAGUACAGCGUGCAGGUGGGCCUGCGCCACCUGAACGAGUCGUCGCGUCACCCCAGGCUCGGAAUUUCUCGCCUUAUCUGCGGCCCGGAGGGAUCCAACCUGGUCAUGCUGAAACUGGCCAACCCCGCGCCCGUGUCCGAGGGCGCCACCACCAUCCAUCUCCCCGUCCAAGAAUGCCACAUCACCGAGGGCACCAACUGCACCAUGUACGGAUGGGGCGAAACCAGAGAUAGGGAACGGGAGCGGGCGCUGAACGUCGUGACCAUGCCGAUUGUGGACGACGACAAGUGCUCCCGGAUCAAAGGGGACGCCGGAGAGAGCAGGAUAUGUGCUGGAGGCAAGAGAGGAGAAGGCGUGUGCGAAAAAGACAACGGUGGUCCGCUCGUGUGCCAGAAGCAGGAGCGCCGCGUUGUGAUGGGCGUGAGCAUCCAGCGCACCAAGUGCGCGUCGUCGCGGCCGGCGCUCUUUGUCAACGUGGCGUUCUACUCGCAGUGGAUUUACAAAGUCUUUAAGCUUUACCCCAGCCCCGACACGAACUGACAGACCAGGGCCGGAAAAAAAAAAAGGAGGAUGUUUUUUUUUUUUUUUCUUCAGGGAAAAAAAAAUUGCAGACGACCAAAUGGAAUCUCCACUAUGCAAAUGAAGAUUGAGUGAAGCGAAGCGUGACUAAGAAUCGUCUCCUGGAAUUUACUUGAAUACUUGGAUGGUGGCCCGUGAAGGACAAGAAGCUUGGGCGGGCGAUCAAAUGCUGCUUUCAUGCUCCGAUCCGAGGUCUCGUGCUAAUGCUUGUAGCAUGAGCGAGCGGCGGCUCUCGCCAAGGCAAACACGCCUCUGCGUUUUUGGAGGGAACCGCCGUGGCCCCUGGCGGGCUGUGUGCGGUCACUCGGAUAUUUUUUUUUCCUCUUUCACGCAAAGUGGAGCUCUAUGUACAUAGCGGGGCGGAUUUUCGGACGCGAGUUUAUGGGUCUCAUAGAUCCCACUCCCCUUCCCAUCACUUCUUCGCGCCGCUGAUGGUGUUUGAUAUAUUUAAAAGAAAGAGGUAGCUUGGCUGUAUUUAUUGUCGACUGCAGUCCAAAUGGUUUUGGAAUUAAUUAAGACCAGAUGAGCACAAAAAAAAAAAAAAGAAUCUGCAGCCUGAUGGUUUGCUGUUAAAAUGAAGUCAUUUCUGGCUCGAGGCUGUGUCAGUUGGAUGAUUAUUCAUCCUAUUUUGGUAAAGCUUUGGACCCUUUGCUUCACCACAUCUGGAUCAGAACAAAAA